Laccaria bicolor S238N-H82 is the source of this 456-nucleotide messenger RNA. RefSeq lists its product as uncharacterized. The record is from RefSeq and is a predicted model, not a curated record. The transcript is spliced from 2 exons. Lineage: Eukaryota; Fungi; Basidiomycota; Agaricomycetes; Agaricales; Hydnangiaceae. The coding region runs from base 1 to 456 and encodes 151 amino acids.
AUGACGGGCCAAGAACAAGGGACAACGCCCAUGACGUUGCCACCGUCAUGGGCCAAGGUUCUCACCACGACAGGUGCCAGCGGCACGCGACAACGACGUGCGAGGUCGACGACGUGCGAGAAUGACGACGACGUGCGAGGUCGACGACGUGCGAGAAUGACGACGACGAUGAUGACACGCGAGCACGACGACACGCGACAACGACAACGAGGACACACGACAACGCCAACGACAUGCGACAACGACACCACACCAGCACGACGAUACGCGACAACGACAAAUGAGUGCCCACCACCGCCAACGCCAACGCAGAACGGCGACGAGCGCCCAGCAGCGGCACGCGACAACGACAACGACAACGUGCGAGGACGACGACGACGUGCGAGAAUGACGACACGCAAGCACGACGACAUGCGACAACGACAACGCGACAACAACGACAACAACGACACAUGA